AUGGAUGAAAGUAAUACAAAUAGUAAUGGUAAUGGAAGUGAAGAUUUGAAAACAGCAACAACAACAACAACCAAUGAAAUCAAUGGUGAUGUAAAUAUGAAAGAUAGAUCAAGAAGUAGAAGCAGAAGUAAAGAUAGACUGGACAACAACAGUAGUAAUAGUAAUAAUAAUAACAAUGGUAAAAAUAAAAGUAAAAGUAAAAGUAGAAGUAGAAGCAGAGAUAGAGAUAGAGUAUUGUCACCAAUGAGAAAGCCAUCAAGAUCACGCUCACCUCCAUACAGAAGAGGAGGUGGUUCGCGUUCUAGAUCACGCUCUAGAUCACCAAUGGCCUAUAGACAAUCAUAUAGAUCACCUCCAAGAGGAGGCGGUCGCUUUAGAUCGAGAUCACGCUCGAGAUCGAGAUCACCGCUGUACAGCAGACGCGGUGCCAGCUCGAGAUCUAGAUCGCGUUCGCCUAUCAUGAGAAGAGGCGGUUCGUCAAGAUCGAGAUCACCUCCCUACAGAAGAGAUAGAUCACGUUCACCUCUUUAUCGCUCGCGUUCACCAAUGAGAAGAGGCGGUUCCUCAAGAUCGAGAUCACCUCCCUACAGAAGAGACAGAGACAGAUCACCACCUCUUAGACGUUCACCAAUGAGAAGAGACAGAGAUAGAUCACCAAUAAGAAGAGACAGAGAUAGAUCUAGAUCACCUCUAUAUAGACGUGGAGGCGAUAGAGAUCGAUCGCCAAUGAGAAGAUCACCCAUUAGAAGAGAUAGAGACAGAGACUUAUCACCAAAGCGAGGAAGAGAUAGAGAUAGAUCAACUUCAAGAGAUCGACCAAAGACAGCAACUGCAGCAUCGACCACCACAGAAAACAAUCAUGAAAAUACUUCGAAAUCAUCGAGAUCAAGAUCAAGAUCACAAAGUCUAUCGCCACUUCGUGUAGACCGUCUAACACCAAACGUAACAAAAGAUCAUAUCAUUGAAAUAUUCGGUUAUUUCGGAAAAAUUAAAAAAGUAGAAUAUUUAUGGGAUAAAGAAAGAAAUUUACCAUUGGGUAUCGCAUUUGUAUCCUUUGAAGAUAGAGACGAACGUAAUAGAGCUAAAAGAUAUUUAGAUAGUGGACAAAUUGAUGGAAAUGUAAUUUCAGUUAGAUUUAUUAAGAGAGAUAGAUUCAGGAAAGGUGGUGGUGGUGGUGGAAGAAGAUACAGAGCAUAUUCACCUAGAAGAGACAGAGGAAGAUCUCCACCAAGAAGAAUCAUUUCAGGUAGAAGAUCAUCUAGAUCAAGAAGUCGUUAA
Heterostelium album PN500 is the source of this 1278-nucleotide messenger RNA. RefSeq names its product RNA-binding protein with serine-rich domain 1. Lineage: Eukaryota; Evosea; Eumycetozoa; Acytosteliales; Acytosteliaceae. Gene Ontology annotation, molecular function: RNA binding. The transcript has 3 exons. Gene Ontology annotation, cellular component: nucleoplasm; cytoplasm; ASAP complex. The record is from RefSeq and is a predicted model, not a curated record. The coding region runs from base 1 to 1278 and encodes 425 amino acids. Gene Ontology annotation, biological process: mRNA splicing, via spliceosome.